This is a messenger RNA of Penicillium argentinense, 969 nucleotides long. RefSeq names its product phytanoyl-CoA dioxygenase family protein. The transcript has 4 exons. The record is from RefSeq and is a predicted model, not a curated record. Lineage: Eukaryota; Fungi; Ascomycota; Eurotiomycetes; Eurotiales; Aspergillaceae. The coding region runs from base 1 to 969 and encodes 322 amino acids.
AUGGCUACGGCGGCUGUACAGCCUGUUGCACCUCCAGCGUUGAAGGGAUCCAAUGACAAGUGUUUGCCAGACGAUCUUGGUCAGAAUGGAGGAAGAAUCUCCACCGAUCGGGUUGGCUUCCUCAAGCCAACGCCUUUCCCGAUCGAAGAGAUGAGACAGCGACUGAGGAAGGAUGGAUACCUAUUCGUGAAAGGGCUCAUCCCCAGAGAAGAUGUCUUGGAUAUGCGAGAGAUUUACUUCCGGCAGUAUGAGUCCACAUCGCUUCUAGAGCCCGGAACAUCACCUCGGGACGGAAUAUUCAACUCCUCGUCCCACCCCGGUGCGCAGGGAAUUGGCGGCUCAGGCUUGCCAGUGGAUCCAGUCGAAGAGAAGGCUCUUAUCGACGCCCAUAGCGAGCCGCACUAUCGGGCUUUCGUCGAACACCCUGCUUUGACUGAAUUCAUCAGAAAAUUCAUGGACUGGAAGGAACACAGGCUCUUGGAUCGGACUAUGUUUACGGGUAUUCACUACGACAAAUUGUUUUUGAGAGGAGGUGAAGGGUUCUUCCUGACAGCAUGGGUACCGAUUGGUGAUAUUGCUGUCAAUGGAAGUGGCCUUUGCUACCUCGAGAAUUCAGUACCCCUUGGACGCCAUGUUGAGAAUGAUUACACCAAGCGUGCGGAAUCCUUUACCGAGCAAGAACGCAUUUCCGCGUUCAACGUGAACAUGCUCUCCGGAAGCAUGAUCGCAUCCUUUCCUCAAGACUUCCAGGCAAUACAUUCUGUCCACGGAGAACAUAAGUGGCUUGUCACGGACUAUGAGGCUGGUGACGUGGUCUUCCAUGACCCAUAUAGCAUUCAUGCGAGUGGGCGCAAUGAGGACAAGUCUGGUCGCAUCCGAUUGAGCUCAGAUCUGAGAUUCUACGACAAGAGCGAUCCCGGCAUUGACACGCGAUGGUAUAAGAUCUGGGCACCAGGUGAUGGUCUCUGA